Molecule: messenger RNA, 612 nt
Organism: Pieris macdunnoughi
Lineage: Eukaryota; Metazoa; Arthropoda; Insecta; Lepidoptera; Pieridae
Source: the annotation of a GenBank genome assembly
AUGGGAUGGAAAUAUUUCUAUCGGGGAGUGGACGCGGCGAUGGCAGACUUGGAAAACACUGCCGACCAAAAUGUGUUUACCCCUCCAGUACUACCAAAUGAAUGUACUCCAAAGAGCGCUAAACAAACCAGGAGGGAUGACAAUGUGCUCUCAGAUGUGAUGGGAAUACUGAAAACAACAGCCAAUAAAUUGGACAAUUCGAUAGGUAUUCCUGAUACAACGAAAAGUUUCGCUUCCUUUAUAGGGGCUAAAAUGACUAGUUAUUCGCCACAAACUAGGACUUCGGUGGAACAUGCAAUUUUUGAAAUAAUUAUGAAAGCUGAUAGGGGAUAUUACGAAUCGUGGCGUCAUCAAAAUAACCAUGCAUAUGGUUUACACCAAGAUGAUUAUUUAUCCAGGGCAAGACGGAACUGUGAGGAUCUGACCGGAUAUUCUAAUCGUCCCUCAAUGUCGGCCGGACCACCAUCGGGCACAAACGAAGCGGGACCCUAUGGCUAUACUACGGCAAGAAAUGAAGAUACUACUGACUAUCCAACCAUCCAGCCGCCCUUGUCGGUCUCUUCACAAGAGUCUUACACGUCUUCUAUGGAUGACUUUAAUGAUUUAAUGUGA